Molecule: messenger RNA, 1365 nt
Organism: Geodia barretti
Lineage: Eukaryota; Metazoa; Porifera; Demospongiae; Tetractinellida; Geodiidae
Source: the annotation of a GenBank genome assembly
AUGACAGGUAAUCAAGCAAUUGCUAAGAUUCUGAAAGCUGAAGGUCUCGACUGGUUCGCCUGCUUCCCGCACCAUUCGCUGAUAGAUGCGGCUGCCAAAGAGGGAUUGAGACCGAUCCUCACGCGCCAAGAGCGGGCGGGUGUGAAUAUGGCUGACGGGUACAGUCGCAUUAUGUCUGGGAAUCGCAUCGGUGUCUUCAUGAUGCAGGACGGUCCGGGCGCGGAGAACGCCUUUGGUGGCGUCGCGCAGGCUUAUGCCGAUUCGGUGCCGAUACUGCUCCUGCCCGGGGGACCGCGCCUCGGGAAUGUGGGAAUGCACCCGGGCUUCGUUGCGCACCGGAACUACGGUGGGGUUACCAAGUGGACAGAAUACAUCAGUCAGGCGGACCGCAUCCCCCAGCUGAUGCGGAUGGCAUUCACUCGGCUAAAACAUGGGAGGCCGGGACCGGUGCUCUUGGAGAUUCCUACAGAUGUUGCAGAGCAGGAGCUUUCGGACAACGCCUUUGACUACACGCCGGUGCAGGUACGCAAAUCGGCGGCGGAUCCCGAUGAUGUCCGUGAUCUGGUGACCGCGCUGCUCAAAGCGUCAUGCCCUGUUAUCAGUGCGGGUAGAGGCAUACUAUACGCGGAAGCGACACAAGAGUUGGUAACGUUGUCGGAGUUGACGAACAUUCCGGUCAUGACGACGCUACAGGGCAAGAGUGGCUUCCCUGAGAACCACCCUCUGGCGUUGGGCACGGCAGGGGGUUCCGGUACUCGGAUGGCGGGGCAUUUCCUGAAGCAGACGGACUUUGUCCUCGGUAUUGCAACUACCCUCAGUGGCGGUUAUAGCCCCCGAAUGCCUGCUGGUGUCACCCUCGCCCAGAUUACCAACUCGACCGAUGAUCUUAACGUACAUUAUCGGUUGGCUUAUGGUGCUGUCGGAGAUGCCAAGUUGGUGCUGCAACAGAUGAUUGAAGAGUUGGGCUAUGGACUGGGGUUGGCACUGGGAGCGAAGGUGGCCGCGCCUGAGAAGUUGGUUAUCAAUGUGAUGGGAGAUGCCGCUUUCGGUAUGGCUGGCUUGGACAUUGAGACGGCGGUACGAUCUGAGAUCCCGAUAUUGACUGUAGUUUUGAACAACGGUAUAAUGACUCACUACAACCAGAAUAUGCCGUAUGCUUCGGAGCACUGGGACAGCGACAAGUUGUCCGGGGAUUAUGCCAAGGUCGCCGAGAGUUUGGGUGCCUUUGCCGAAACGGUUGUGACACCGGACCAACUGCCCGGUGCGAUUGCACGUGCCAUAGCCGCUACGAAGGAGGGACGCCCUGCCCUGCUGCAGACGAUGACCUGUGGGGAGGAGACGGUCUCUCAGUAUCAGGUUUCUUAG